AUGGCCACUCAAACCGACACGGUCAAGGCCGCUGCGCCAGAUACCAUUGAGAUCCAGAGCAAAGAAAAGGAUGCGACGUCCGUAACGUCAGCUACUGGCAAACCCGCAGCCCCACAGCCAGAGCCUGCGUCCGGGUGGUUUCAUUGGCACGAGCCCGGGACCUCGAAGGAGGAGAAGAAGCUGAUCUUCAAGCUGGACUGGUUCCUGCUCAGCUGGAGCUGUCUCAUGUUCUUCGUCAAACAGCUUGAUCAAAACAACAUCUCCAAUGCCUAUGUCUCAGGCAUGUCCGAGGAGCUCAAGUUCGGCCCAGGUAACGAGCUCUCAUGGAUGAACACGUACUUCAGCAUUGGUACCAUCAUCGGUGGCUCCUUCGCCAAUUUGAUCAUCACCGUUGUUCGUCCCCGAUACUGGCUGUGCGGAUGCCUCAUGACCUGGUCCAUCUUCGUCUUGUUUCUGUACAAGUGCAACACUGCCUCCCAAUUCUACGCUCUGCGAUUCUUCAUCGGCCUUUUUGAGUCGGCUGCCUGGCCCGGCGUCAUGUACUGCAUUGGGUGCUGGUACCGCAAGAGUGAGUUGUCCCGACGAUCAGGCCUCUUCGUCAUGAGCGGUGUCUUGGGCCAGAUGUUCUCGGGGUACUUGCAAUCUGCUCUGUACACUGGUAUGGAAGGCAGGGGUGGACUGUCCGCCUGGCGCUGGCUCUUCAUCUUCGAUUUCAUCAUUGCCAUUCCCGUCGUUGUCUACGGUCUUAUCUGCUUCCCUGAUACCCCCCACACCACCACUGCCUGGUACCUGAAUGACUGGGAGAAGCAGCGCUGCCGCGAGCGCAUCGAGGAGGAGGGCCGGAAGCCCGUCGGUAAGCUCGACUGGACCAUCAUCCGCCGCAUCUUCGGCUCCUGGCAGGUCUACGCCUUCACCCUCGGCUACUCCUUCUGGACCCUCACCUGCGGCUCCUACAUCAUCCAGUACUUCACCCUCUACCUCAAGUCCACCAAGCUCUACACCGUCCCCGAGAUCAACAACAUCCCCACCUCGGUCGGCGCCGUCAACUUCCUCUUCAUGGUCACCACGGGCUACGUGUCCGACAAGAUCGGCAGCCGCGCCCCCGUCUGCUUCGCCGUCGGCUCCCUGCUCACCUUCGUCUACGCCGUCCUCACCGCGUGGACCGUGCCUCACACCCUCCGGCUGGCCGUAUUCAUCCUCGCGGGCUGCUACGGGUGCUACACGCCCCUCCUGGCCGGGUGGACCAACGAGGCCUGCGGCGGCGACCAGCAGAAGCGCGCGUUCGUCCUCGGCUUCAUGGUGUCCGUGGGCCAGGCUGUCGUCAUCCCCUUCCAACAGCUGCAGAUGCCCAGCAGCCAGGCGCCCCAGUUCGUUGCUACCCACGGAUGGGGCAGCGCGCUUUCUUGGGUUGUGGCACUGACUGUCUGGACUGGAGUUGGUAUCCCUCUUCUUCAGAAGUGGAGGCAGUCCAAGUCCAAGGUCAGUUCUGUUGAGGAGAAUGUAGAGGAGUCGACCUAG
This is a messenger RNA of Clonostachys rhizophaga, 1518 nucleotides long. NCBI's taxonomy places the organism in Eukaryota, Fungi, Ascomycota, Sordariomycetes, Hypocreales, Bionectriaceae. The record is from the annotation of a GenBank genome assembly.